UGGAACCGUUUACAACCUCCCUCCACUAACUAACCCGUAAAAUGCCCGCCAGCUGCCGAGCCGACUGUUUCCCAUCCUCCCAGAAUUCCCACUAACUAAAUACGACCACUUCUUCCCCCUCGGCCAUCUGUGGGGGGAAACCAGGACACCCCCCUCUCCCCUUGAAUUGCGACGACCUAGACCAUCGCGAACGCCGGGCUCCCUGUCCCUCACUUUGCCCGCGAAAGCUUGGAUUGAGCUGGAUGGAUCCUCGUGUUGCAACUCCACACUUGCUUAUUGAGCAACUCAAGAGGCUGGUGCCGUCAUAGCCCGCCCGUUUGAUUCGAUCCAGGAACUGCCAGGAAUUGCGCGUCGCAGUUCUGUCACUUCUGCCACAAAGGGGAAAAAAAAAAAAAAAAUAGGGCCCCCGAUUGGAGGCGAUUGAGACGAGUGCACCUACCGGGCCGAUCACAGCAAUGGUUUUGGCACCGCCGCCGCUUCCGACGCGCUUCCCGUGCUGGGUGCGCGCGGUGUAUUCAUGGGGGGGCGAGUCCAAGAGAGAUCUCGGGUUCAUCGAGGGUGACUUGAUCGAGUGCCUGAACGCGGGCGACGGUGCUUGGUGGACGGGAAGGCUGUUUCGCGACCGGAGAGCGGUGGGCUUGUUUCCGUCCAACUUCGUCGAGGUGUUACCGGAAAACUUCCGCCCUACAACAAGGUCCGUCAGCCCGCUGCCGAGCAGCAACACGCCCAGCCCCAAAGGGACGCCGCAAAAGUCGAGGACCUUCCGCAAGCCCUUCGAAGCCUACGCGAAGGCCCCGCACUACACAACAGCCAAAACUCCAGAGACGUGGAAGGAUGGCGCCAAGCCGCGCGAUGCUGUAGAGCCGUUGAGGGAGGUUGCAGCCCGCUCCCGCGAGACCCCGAGAAACUCGUUUGAUCACUCAAGCGCCGCUCCCGGCAGCGACGUUAGAGGGACCCAAUCCCCUUCACGGGCUUCCAGCCGUCAUCUUGCACGGGAUCCGUCUCCUGCCAUAGCUGCAGGCCAUUUCGGUCGAGAGCACUCUCCCGCGGGGGCCCCUAGUCAUAAUAUGGGACGGGACAGCUCGCCCGGGGUAGCCCCGCACCACAUGUUACGGGAACACUCUCCCGGGAGAGCUCCUAGUUUCAUUGGGCGGGAUUCAUCUCCACAAGUCCCAGCUCAUGUCAACCGGGAUCCCUCUCCUUCCCGGGUUUCCAGCCAUGUUAGCCACAUGAGCCGGGAUCUGUCCCCUUCGAGGGCCCCGAGUUUCGACUCCAGGGCACCAUCUCCGGCGCCGUCAUACAUACCCUACCGGCCGCCGCAAAAUCGCCAGCAUGCCUACCAUCUCAGCUUGGACACGGCACAGCCAUACCGGCCGGAUCUACAAGGGGGUGAUUCCCCUCCUCCGCCCCCGCCCCCGCCUCAUCGUUCGAGAUUGGCGCGGCAUGGGCCUCACGCGUCCUACGACGAGGGUUACUUUGGGGGCCUGUCGAGGGAAGCUUCAGCCCUGUCUACAGAGCCCUCCGAUUUGUCGUAUCCGUACCAGCAGCCGCCGCCUCAGCCGGAGGCAUCCUACGAGCACCAUGCUCCAACCUCGGGUUAUCAUACACCCAGGAUGCCGUCGCCAUGCCCCCCUUCGCCUGGGGGGCUGACACCAUCCCCUCUAAGAGAAGCCAUGGACGAUGUGAUGGAGCAGCUCGAUGCGCUAGGGGCCGGCCGGGACCCCGAACCGCCGGAACGGGAGCUAGACCCUUGGUCUCCGGAGUCGUUUGAUAUGGUGCAACACCUAUCGAGAAGAAAGCGAGACCAGCAACAUCGCCCACAAACCUCUAUGGGGAUCCCACUUCAUGCAGAUGAAGGAUACGAAACGUUCGGUGGGAGUGCAGAGUCCUCGCAAGAGCCAAUCUCCCACGACGGUACCCAGCAACCGCUUCCUCAACUGAGCAACUACGUCGAGCGAAUGGAGUCCAGGUUGAGAACCAUGCACCAACGCAGCUCCGGCAUGCUCGACGAGGACGACGAGGCGCCGCCGCCGCCCCCAAAGCGAGGCAAUCUAUUCGAGCGCCCCAAAUCCUCCAUGGAUAUCCACACGGAGCAGGAACAAAAGCUGCGGCAGAAGAAGUCGGCGUACGAGAUCAGCCGGCAAGUCCUCAACCGAACUUUUACUACCAAGACCAACUCGACAAACAGCUCGUCGGCAACCCAGAGCACCGAUCGGAGCUUGAUGAGCGGCGUGUCGGCGGGGGGAAUCAGCGCCACGAGUGCCGGGAGCCUGGCGAGAAAGAACCGGACUAGGGCUCUGAGCGCACUCGCCAUGCGGGACCUGGACAAUGACCGUCCGGAGACUCCCUUUACCGGUGUGACCUACCAUAGCAGCCACGCCUCCGGAGAACAGCGGUCCAAGUCGCAGAUGGGCUUCCACGAUGACCCCAUGGCCGCCGUGGGAGGUCUCGUUUCGCCAAAGCCAAAGAAGCAGAAUUUCAUCAAGCGCAUCCUGGAGUCUGCCAAGACGGGGGUUGCCAGCACCAGGGGGAGCAUCGCCACUGCCAGCGCCGCCCAGUCCCCUUCGGGUCGAUCGGCGCCCGCUCUUGCCGCUCUCUCGGGGCCCCUUUUCAGCAAAACGGGGCGAGAACCCGGCAGAGAACCGAAUCAUGGCAGCGGCGUAGAUUGGGUUCAGGUGCGCCGCGACGUUAACCGAUCCAACUCUCUGAGCCAGAAGGAGCUCAUCGAGAGAAAGGAGAGGUGUCAAAUGCUGGACUACCCUGCGAUAGACCCGAUAGACGAGUUGUACAAUAGCAUCGAAGGCGACGAGGGAGCGGACGGGAUGCCAGUGGCCGAGCCGGUGAACUACAACGCUCUGAACCUGAGCCAGGUGGACAAGAACUCGCGCUUCCUGACCAAUCUUCCUCCGACUACGACACCCAUCUCGCUGGCCACAACGUACGUCUGCCGACCUUACCGCAGCGACGUACAGCGGCUGCGCUCGAUCUUCACCUGGGUGUCCGAGAAGAUCUGCUGGGAGGAAGACUUUGACGGCCCCAUCGACACGCGGCGGGUCAUUCAGACGAAGCGGGCGUGUGCGGAGGAGUAUGCGACUUUGGUGAUGGAAAUGUGUGCGGCGGUCGGGCUGACGUGCGAGAUCGUCCGGGGCUAUCUCAAGUCGCCCGGAGAGAUGCCCGAAGUCAACAUGAUGCCGCGGUCCAACCACUGGUGGAACGCGGUGCUGGUCGACAACGAGUGGCGGAUCAUGGACUGCUGCCUCGCCAGCCCUUCGAACCCGCGCAGAGUCCUGUAUUCGAGCCACAGCAGCUCGUCGGCGGAUCCGUGGUGGUUCUUGGCGCGUCCCGUCGAGAUCUGCUGGACGCAUAUCCCCGAGCACCACGAGCAACAGCAUAUCUGCCCGCCCGUUGCGCACGAGAUCCUUCUCAAUCUUCCCUGCGCCUGCCCGCCGUACUUCGAGAACGAUUUGGAAAUGAUCGAUUACAACACCUCUCUCGUCCGGAUUGAAGACCUCGAGAUGGUGCACAUCAAGUGCAACGUCCCGGCGGACGUUGAACUGGCUGCCGAGGUCGAGGUGCGCAGCUACGCCCGUGACGCAGACGGCGACCUCUUCGAAUCGGGCGACACGGUCAAGAAGCGGGCGCUCGCGCAGGCAGAAUGGGUCAACGGCACCAAGCGCUACACCAUCAAGGCCCUGCUCCCGGGCGACGAGGGCUCCGGCACGCUCAAGGUGUAUGCCGGGAAACGCGGCCUCAUGCACAGCAUCAAGGACAUACCGCACCCGCUCGCGUUCGCCCUGCCCAUCAUCCACACGGGCGAGAACCCGCCGUACGAGUUCGUGACGCGCCACCCGACGCCACACGCGCAGCGCCACGACAUCUACGUCGUCCAGCCGCAGUGCCAGCGCCUCGCUCUCAACAACACGUUCGUCUUCGCGAUCCGCCAACACCCGAGCUCGCUGGGGUCAUCAGCCGCCGGCGCGUCCCCGAUGACGCCCUCGACCAACCCGCGCUCGUCCAGCCCCAUCCCCUUCGUAAGACCGAGCUCCGCGUUGAGCAUGACGUCCAGCGCGGCCGGAUCAAACCCCAGCACCGUCUCCAGCGGCGGCAGCGGCGGGUCCUCCAAGAAGCCGGCCAAGUUGGCGAUCCAGACGCCCGGGGGCAAGAUCCUGAGGCUGAUGCGCAAAGAGGAGAGGCGCGGGAUAGGCGGCGUGCUGGGCGGCAAUCGGGGGCCGGCCUCGCCUGGGCCUUUGUUGGGGGAGGACGAGACCGCAGGCGACGGGGGCGUUUGGGAGACGAUCAUCAAGUGCUCCGAGCGAGGCGUCUGGAGGGGCCUGGUGCUCGCUGACCGGACGGCGAGGUGGUGUGUUUUUGCCGAAUGGAUCUGCGAGGGCUGAUUGGCCCAGGGGUUCCCGGGCAGAGGGCACGCAAUAUGCUGGCUGCUACCUCUGCUGCUGGUGGGGUUAUGUGAAUGGAAACGGAGAUCUGUGUGCGGUGGUUUCUAUCUUCACCAUUUUCCUCUCCCUCUGCUGCCCUCUCCUCCAUCUCUUUCUCCCUGUGUAACUGUGUGUGGAUAUGGCUGGACCUUUCCUCGCCUGGGUGAAGAGGUUUAGGCACAUAUAUAUGUAUGGAUAGGGGCAGUCUUGUGGGCUUUACUUUUGUGUCUGUGGUAUAUUGUGUGACGACUUAUUAGCGGGUCGGUUUGCAUAUAAGGGCGUUUAAUGUUUGAUCGUUGAGCCGGGAGUGAGAUGUGACUCGUGCAGUUGCUGGCGGGUGCGUGCGUC
Molecule: messenger RNA, 4781 nt
Organism: Thermothelomyces thermophilus ATCC 42464
Lineage: Eukaryota; Fungi; Ascomycota; Sordariomycetes; Sordariales; Chaetomiaceae
Exons: 2
Coding region: 456-4394 (1312 amino acids)
Molecular function (GO): protein binding
Source: RefSeq, a predicted model, not a curated record